Molecule: messenger RNA, 1552 nt
Organism: Bombina bombina (fire-bellied toad)
Lineage: Eukaryota; Metazoa; Chordata; Amphibia; Anura; Bombinatoridae
Exons: 8
Coding region: 247-1545 (432 amino acids)
Biological process (GO): L-threonine catabolic process; glycine biosynthetic process
Cellular component (GO): cytosol
Molecular function (GO): L-allo-threonine aldolase activity
Source: RefSeq, a predicted model, not a curated record
UCUUUAUUCAUGGCGCUGGAUUCAAAAUGUGUUUAUUCUGACGUCACGACGCAAGGCAACACGGGAAUUAAAGGAAGUACAUCUCGCGACAUUUUUCGCUACCAAAGAUUUCUUUACCAAUAGUUUUUCCCCCCGUUUAUUACGUUCCAGUUGCAUUCUGGGAGAUGUAGUCCUUUUGUAUAACCUGUUUUGUACUUGUUGAACAAGGGAGGGAUAGAAAUACCCUUACCCACAAUACAAUAGUGUAUGUUCCAAAUUCCACGUUUGUCUUCAGGCGAAAUUUUAAUGGUGACAAUGUUCUGUGGGCUGAUGUCCCAGGGCACCCGCCGUAGUGGGAUUCCGUGUUUGUACAGGCUUGGAAGGAGAUCUUUCCCUUGGUUUUUAAGUAACAUGGUACAGAGUUGUGGGAUUCGGUCUAUGUACCAAUCAGCAGGACUUUCCAGAGGAGGCCAUGGUCAUGUGGUGGAUCUGCGAAGUGACACUGUGACACGGCCCUGUGCAGAGAUGCGAAAAGCGAUGGCCGAGGCAGAAGUGGGGGAUGAUGUGUAUGGGGAGGACCCCACAGUGAAUGCAUUACAGCUUCAAGCCGCUCAAAUUCUAGGAAUGGAGGAUGCUGUUUUUUUGACAACUGGGACUAUGGGAAACUUAAUUUCAGUGAUGUGUCAUUGUCGAUCCAGAGGAGCUGAGAUCCUGGUAGGAGAUGAGUCUCAUAUGUUCAUUUAUGAGCAGGGAGGUUCAGCACAGAUUGCAGGUGUUUUUUCCCGACCAGUGAAAACUUUUAACAAUGGAUGUCUGGAUCUGCAAGAUUUGGAGAGUAAGAUCCAACAUUCUUAUCCAGACCCACACUAUGCUAAGACGCACCUUGUCUGCUUGGAGAACACGCACAAUCGUAUGGGAGGGCGUGUCCUACCUUUGUCCUACAUGAUGGAGGUCAGGACUUUGGCUGACCAAUAUGGUCUGAAAGUUCACAUGGAUGGUGCUCGUCUACUGAAUGCUUCUUGCUCCUUAGGGGUGGAACCUGCAGAGAUUGGUCAAUACUGUGAUUCUGUGUCCAUCUGUCUAUCCAAGGGACUGGGAGCUCCUGCAGGAUCACUGCUUGGAGGGCGAGCACAGUUUGUGGCUGAAGCUCGCAGAGCGAGGAAGUUGCUUGGUGGGGGGAUGCGUCAAUCUGGGGUGCUGGCUGCAACAGGAAUAGUCGCUCUUAAUCGUGCUAAAGAAAAUAUUAUAUUGGACCAUCAGAAUGCCAAGGCAUUUUCUAAAGGUGUACAUGCACUGGCCUCCCCACUCUGCUCUUCAGAACCCCACAGUGUGGAGAGCAAUAUAGUUAUGCUAAAGAUGAAUGGGAAGCUUUCAGCUCAAGAACUGUGUGAAAGUCUAGCAUCAGUGGAGAAUGGGCAUGGGGCAAGCAUCAGAGCUUUAGCCAUGUCCUCAAAUUGUGUGAGGCUGGUGUGGCACCGUGACAUAAAUCAGCAGGACACCCAGUUGGCAUUGGAAAAGCUUGAACAUGUUCUUAAUAAAUACAAUGAAGAGAAGAGUAGUUUAUGACCAACUA